Drosophila arizonae is the source of this 1122-nucleotide messenger RNA. Its product is annotated as tRNA-specific adenosine-34 deaminase regulatory subunit adat3. NCBI's taxonomy places the organism in Eukaryota, Metazoa, Arthropoda, Insecta, Diptera, Drosophilidae. Gene Ontology annotation, cellular component: nucleus; cytoplasm. Gene Ontology annotation, molecular function: tRNA-specific adenosine-34 deaminase activity. The record is from RefSeq and is a predicted model, not a curated record.
ACUACUCGAUAAUUUGUAAGCAAUGGACAACAAUGAAAUUAAGGACAAUUUAUGCCCGCCAGCUACGAAAAAAAUCAAAAUUGACAAUUUUGGCAUAAAAGCAAUACUCUCCGAUGACUACAAAAAGGACAUAGAGCUGAUGCAGGUGCACAGCUGUCAAUUGGAGAGUAAACAACAGCUGCAAGCAGUCAUCAAAGAGCUCGCCCUGAAGCUGCCACAUUUCCAGCAUUUGAAGCGCGUUCAUGACAGGAAUGUGUUAAUAUGUCCAUCAGAUGAUAUUAAAGAGACACUAGAGCAGCACUUGAAGCUACAUCAGAUCUCCGAUAAUGUUUUAAAGGCCCUCUGCCGCAAUGUGAAUGUAAUUGAGGUGCCUGCCAGUUCGGCCAAGCUGCGUGUGCAAUACGAAAAAAUGAGCAAAUUUUGGCCAUGCAAAUUUCAUCCGGAUAAAUAUGCCGAAUCCUUGCAGAAUGGCAGUAAUUUUACAGACAGUCAAAGGGCAUACCACAAACGAAUGGCCGAGCUGCUAUGGAAGCUAUCGAAGGAUGUGAGCAAGGGACAAAAUGUGGGCAUUUGCGUAGAUCCACGAAGGCCGAGCAUUGUCGCCAUAGCAGCUGCAGGCGACGGCAGCAGUCAUCAGCAUUGCGUAAUGUGGCUGGUGGAUCAUGUAGCGCGCAGUCAACGUGGCGGCGCCUGGCAAUCGGAUGUGGAAUUCGUCAAAGACGAACCGCACACAAAGAGCACCUUGAGUGGCUUGCCACAAAUCUUUUACGACUAUCUAAAGCAAGACGCAGCUUGCCAGGAUUUAAGCCUGGGCGCUGAGCUGCCCAGGCGAGAGGAGCAGCAGCAGCAGUCAGAGCCAGUUGUUGAGGAUAUCCAUGCUGAUAAUCUAUGCAAAUACGGUCCUUACUUGUGCACCGGCUACGAUGUCUACUUGCUGCGUGAGCCCUGCCUGAUGUGCUCCAUGGCGCUGGUGCACAGUCGCGUCAAACGCAUCUUCUUCCUCGAGCAAUCCGAGAAUGGCGCACUGACCAGCAAAUUCCAGUUGCACGCAGUCAAGGAACUGAAUCAUCACUACGAAGUCUUCCAAUUUACGAUGUGACAAAGCUGCUUCAAGAAAAACUU